CAUUUGGCUUCCUUGGCAACAUAAACAAAAAACUUUAUCUUGACCAGAAAAGAACGAAUUUCUCAGGUCUCAACCAUGCCUGAUGUGGAACCGCCUCUGACUGCAAGCAGUCAAAAAAGUGAAAAGUCUGAGAGGGCCGACGAUGACAAACAGAGUGUAAAGAGUGGGAAAAGUGGGAAGAGUCCAGGUGGAUCAAGGGCAGGGUCUGCCAAGUCUGGGAAAAGUGCCAGGAGUACGGCAAGCACAACGAAAACAAAAUCUGGAGCAGCCUCGCCAGCCCCGUCUAUUCAUGAUGAUCCAAUUGGAGAUAUGCGGAAUAUGCGAAGGAUCAUUGCUGAAGAUCCUGAAUGGUCCCUAGCUACGGUUCCUCUUCUGUCAGACUUGUGCAUCAAACAUGUGGUUGGUAACUUUGAGUUCAACUCCAAGAUUUUGAAUGACCUCCUCCUCAAACACAAGACAAAGGUCCUUGAAAGAAUAGCCACAUGCUUGCCUCUGAAAGUCACAGCGCUAUUGGUUGAAGAUGAGGGGUAUUGGAAACGGUGCUGUAAAGCUCGCUGGGAUAUCUGUGAUGUGUCUGCCUAUGGUGACAGUUGGAAGCGAAUGUACUUUGAACGAAACCUUGAAAAUAUCAUCGAACACUUUGUGCCAGAGCAAACAAAUGACACAGAACUGAAAGAAGUUUUACCUCUUUCCGCAAAUUAUGUGCAGAGACUGAAUAUAAAGCAGUUGCUGCCCCCAGUAAAGGAGGUAAAGGGACUUGAGGAUGACACCUCAGAUGCUGGGAGUGAUGCUGGUGAUGGUCCAGAGACGGAUCACUUUGACUUUGCGACAGUUUUACAGGGAUUACCAAACCUUGUUGAGUUUCGAGUUACAUAUGGUGUCAAGGACUGCGGUAUGAACUUUGAAUGGAACCUGUUUCAGUUUACAGCUCGAGACUGCUUGCUCUUAGCCAAAUGCAUCGCGAAUUGCAAACAGUUGAAAGUGUUUCAGCUUCAUCGGAGUAAAGUGGACGAUGAUAAAGUACGAGUGCUCAUCAGUCAUAUUCUGGACCAUCCCGGCCUCGAGGAGCUUGAUCUAUCCCAUAAUGUCAUCAGCGAUCGUGGUGCACGUGCCAUUGGAAAAUUCUUGAACAAUCAUAGUAAGCUAGUGAAACUCAAUGUCUGUGAUAAUCAAGUGCGUGCUGCUGGAGCCAUGGCGAUUGCCCACGCUUUGACAAAGAAUUCGACACUGGAGACCCUGAACCUGCGUCUGAAUCGCUUGGGUGACGAGGGUGGGCAGGCCAUCUGCCGAGCCCUCCUGAAGAACAGCACCCUGAAGGAGAUCAACCUUGGUAGCAAUGAUAUGACAGAGCCUACAGCCGCUAUACUCUCACAAGUAAUCACUCAGAACCAAACCAUUACGUCGCUGGAUCUGUCAUGUAACAGACCUGGACCGGAUGGAGGUAAGCAACUUCAAGAGGGCAUGGAAGAGAACACGACAAUUGUGACCAUGGAUCUCCGUCUUACCGAAUGUGGGCAAGAGUCUGAAUACUGCAUCAACCAAAUCUUAGCCAAGAACCAGGAUAGGGCAAGAGAAGCUGCUUUGAAUGAGCAGAAUGCAAAAAGAUAAAGAAGCUGCUUUCAUAAAAGAAAUAAAAAGAGCAAAUGAAACAUGAAUUGAUAUAUUGAUGCUGAAAGGACUUGAUGCUUAAGUUUCUCCUUACAUGUUUAAAAAGGAGGACUUAACAUUUCCCAUCCUGGAUUCUUGCAGAUUAAGUGGUAUCACCCUGCUUAUUUUUUUCAACUUGAUUGUGAUAAAUUUUUAAUUGUUAUAUAAGUUUGUAAUUCAAUCUACUUUAUGCUGAUUCAUUUCUGUCCUGACGUGUAUUCUUCCAUUCAAAUUCCGUUCUUGGAAAGAUCUUCAUCACUGCUGUGAAGUUUUCCGUAGGAUGUUUUAAGCCUGCUGCCUAAAUGCAUAGUAAAUAUAUAUUUGGAUGCAGAUCGUUUUGUGUAAGCUAUAUAGCUUGCAAGAGCAUUCAGUGCAGGGACUAAAAGUAAGAUGCCGUCCACUUUUUAGGCCUACACUACAUACAUGCAAUGUUCAUUAUUGUUAAACCGUUCAAUAAAAUGUGUACAGAAAGACAUUUUUAUGGGCUCCUGCUGAAAACCUACUGCUGAGACUUGUGGUUUCUUUCCAUAUUCUACAACAGAUAAUUAUUGAAGAGAACUGCUGAUGACAAAAACUUUAUGUUUGCGGUCAUUGGACUCUGAAUGUUGACCUUUCUUCAGGCUUAGUUUUUUUCUUUGAUAUAUGUUUAACUACUUCACUAUUACAUUUGUCUAGUAAACUUUUGCUGUAAUAUUGAUAUAAGUCUGCUGGUUUGUACACUAGUUCUAAACUGUGUCCUAUAGUCUAAGGUAUAAGACUGAAUAAAAUGUGUAUUUUGCAAA
Lineus longissimus is the source of this 2429-nucleotide messenger RNA. RefSeq names its product dynein regulatory complex subunit 5-like. The record is from RefSeq and is a predicted model, not a curated record. The transcript has 4 exons. The coding region runs from base 76 to 1608 and encodes 510 amino acids. Gene Ontology annotation, molecular function: protein binding. NCBI's taxonomy places the organism in Eukaryota, Metazoa, Nemertea, Pilidiophora, Heteronemertea, Lineidae.